CCGAGGCGCUGCAGGAACGGGGCGGGAGCGGAGCUGGGUCGGAAUUGGGACUGGGAUGGGGUGCGUGGUUCUGCUGUGGGGUGCGAUCCUGCUCAGCUGCAGCUGUGGCCUGGGACCCCCCAGGGUCGGUGCCGCUCCGCUGCUGACGGCCACCUACGUGCUGGACGAUGCGGACGGGCUGGGCAGGCAAUUCGACGGGAUCGGGGCUGUGAGCGGCGGCGGGGCCACAUCUAGACUCCUGGUGAACUACCAAGAACCUUACCGCUCCCAGAUUUUAGAUUACCUGUUCAGGCCUAAUUUUGGUGCUUCUUUACACAUUCUCAAAGUAGAGAUUGGAGGUGAUGGGCAGUCAACAGAUGGUACUGAACCCUCCCAUAUGCACUAUGAAAAUGAUGAGAACUACUUCCGGGGCUAUGAAUGGUGGCUGAUGAAAGAAGCUAAAAAGAGGAACCCUGACAUUAAACUGAUUGGAUUACCUUGGACAUUUCCAAGAUGGAUAGGGAAGGGUGAAAACUGGCCCUAUGACUAUCCAGAUGUCACUGCUUACUAUAUUGUUUCUUGGAUAUUAGGAGCAAAACAGUAUCACGAUUUGGACAUUGAUUAUAUUGGGAUAUGGAAUGAAAGGGCAUUUAGUAGCAAAUACAUUAAGCUGUUGAGGUACACAUUGGAUAAGCGUGGUCUGGAGCAGGUGAGGAUCAUAGCCAGCGAUAGACUGUGGGAGCCCAUUUCCUUUGUCUUGCUGAUUGACUCUGAGCUCCAUGGAGUGGUCGAUGUGAUUGGGGCUCACUAUCCUGGGACAAAAACAGUGCAAAAUGCCAUAUUAACUGAGAAGAAACUAUGGUCUUCAGAAGAUUAUAGUACUUUCAAUGAUGAAGUAGGUGCAGGAUGCUGGGCUCGGAUCCUGAACCAAAACUAUGUCAAUGGAAACAUGACCUCGACAAUCGCGUGGAACUUAGUGGCUAGUUAUUAUGAAGAGUUGCCCUUUGGUCGGUGUGGGCUAAUGACAGCACAAGAGCCAUGGAGUGGCCACUAUAAAGUUGAAGCUCCUAUCUGGAUUACAGCACACACAACACAAUUUACUCAGCCAGGCUGGUCAUACUUGCAAGUGGAUGGACACUUAGAAGGUGGUGGCAGUUUUGUAGCUCUGACAGAUGGUCUAGGGAACCUUACCAUCAUCAUUGAAACUAUGACUCAUAAUCACUCUCAAUGUAUCAGGCCUCCACUGCCUAAUUUCAGUGUCACACCUCAGAGAGCAACUUUCUACCUCAAAGGGUCAUUUUUUAUGGUGGAAACCCUUCAAGUGUGGCAUUCUAGACUUGGUUUUGAAUCUGGAAACUCGAGUCUUUUUCAGCGACUCCACCCUGUAAAGGUGUGGAGGGGAAGAUUUUCUUUAGAUCUAGAUGUGGAUGAAGUCUACACUUUAACCACACUCAAGACAGGACAUAAAUGCAUUUACCCAGAGCCGCCUCCACCUCAUCCCUUUCCUUCAAAUUACAAAGAUGAUUUUAAUAUACGUAAUCCACCUUUCAGUGAAGCCCAAUUUGCAGAUCAGACAGGUGUCUUUGAAUACUUUGUAAAUGCUUCUGACCCAGGAGAUCAUGUGUUCACACUCCGCCAGGUGGUGGUUCAGCGGCCCAUCACUUGGGUUUCUGAUGCAGACCAGACCAUCAGUAUCAUAGGAAAUUUUCAGUGGGUAAACAUGACAGUCACCUGUGACAUCUACAUAGAAAAGCAACAUGAUGGGGGUGUAUUUAUUGCAGGAAGAGUUGACAAUGGUGGGAUAUAUGUUCGACGUACCAAGGGAGUUUUCUUCUGGGUUUUUGCAGAUGGCACUUACAGAGUGACUCGUGAUAUAGCUGGAGAAGAAAUAUUAAUGAAAGGACUUUCUGGUGUCCGGGAUAAUGCAUGGCACACACUUACUCUAACAUUACAGGGCAAUUCUGCCUCAGGACUGUUAAAUGGUUAUCCGCUCUGGGAGAAUGUCACUGUUUCUAAACCAAGCAAUGGCUGGGCUGCUCUUGGAACUCGCUCGUUUGAGUUUGCACAGUUUGACAACUUUCACGUUGAAGCCAGCUGAGGUGCCUUUCAUGUUUGGAGAACCCAGUUCUCAUAUUACUUUGAAUAAGAGCCAGUUCAAACUUGGAGGAGAACUUAAUGCUAUGCUGUGAUUGAUCUGUUGGCAAAGAAUCUGUAUUCUGUCCUUAUUAUUUGUUAAAGGUUUACUUGAGUAGAUGUCAACAUGACUGUAACUUUAUCCCCAGUUGCUAUGGGAUUUUUGCCCUUUGAUUUUUUGGGGUAAAUUUUAGUUCAAGGUAAUGAUGAAAACAAGUUCAUGGAUUUAAAUAUCUUUUAAUAACAACAUCUUAACUUACCAGCUCACUUUUAAGAUAACUUUAGAAGUUAACCGAAGACAGGUGCAUCUUAAGCUGCAUUAUUUAACACUUCCAUGAUUAUGUCCGUUCCUUUCACUGUGAAAGAAAGAAUUAAGUGCCAGUAAGCCUUAUGAGCCAGUGGCCCUGUACUUUUGUAGGUCUAUCAUUUUCAAGUUUCAUUUGGAUAAAGUACCUAGAUUUUCAAUAGUAAAAAAAAGAUGUUUUGUCUGUUUCUUUGCUACAGUCCUGUGACUAGACAUUAUGGUACUCCAAGUGCAUUUGAUUAGUUCUUCCUGAUUACUUCUUCCAACUUGCAUUGCCAGCCCUAAAAUAGAUCCUAUUUUCAGUGGAAUGUAAAUACGCCUUAUGGCUGAUCAGGCAGUGCAGGAUGUGCCUUACUUCUAAUCUACCUCCUCUUUCCAAUGAAAGGGUUGAAAUAGAUGAAAAGAUACCAUAACUUACAGUUUGUUGAUGAUAACCUUGUGGGUUUUUUGCAUGGUGCAAAGAAUAAAAACUUUGCAUUAUGGAUGCUGGCAAGCAGAGUACUUAUUUUGCGUCAGGUCACGUGUGUAAACUGGCCUUUGUUUUCUAGAAACUUAGGCAACCAUCUCUCACUUUUGAUGGAUCUAAAGCUUAGAACAUAAAAUAAUUAAAGCAUAACAUGUUAUUUAGCUUACCAUAUUACUGUGGCACAGAGGAGAUAUGGAUACUAUCACUUCCUAGUAUAAAAGAAAAUUAAAAAAAAAUAGUCUUUGCCCUUAAGAACCUGCAGUCUGUUCAUAAGGUAAGUGACAGCAGGUGGGCAGAGACAGAAUUGUAUAGUAAGCCAGCCAGUGGCACUGACACAGUAGUGUCUGUUUUUCAACUUUUCCUAUGUAUCGUGGGGUGAAAUUCAGAGGGAACUUCAGAUCCUUGAGAAAGGAGGGAUUCUGUUUUGCUGUUGCUUCAUUUUAUUUUUUUUUCCCCCCAAGUUACUGUGUUAUAAGAAAGCAAAUCAUUGAGAAUAUAAAGAGGUACUGAAUGGGAUUUUCCUCACACACAUUCCAACUUCAAUUGGCUUCUUAUUUUUCUUGUUUGCUGUUGGUCAGAAGACGUCUGUUGCCAUAAUGAAACAUGCCUCCUGUGUCCAUCUAUUUUUCACAUUCACAUCAUAAAUAACUGACAAGUGAGUAGUCUGCAGACUUGAUAGGGCAGUAGUAGCUGUAUGAGGCCAUUUGUACCAGGCAACAUCUUGAGAAAAAGAUUAGCAGUAUACUUGCAUUAUAGACAUUAUUCUUCUGAUCCAUUUUACUUUGAAGGCUGAUUCCAGUAAGUGUUAACUUCAGUCUUUGAAGUUGUCAUCUCAUGUAGAGUUAAUGUAAUACAAUCAUUCCUGGAAAUUUUUUAUGAAAUUUUACUUUCCGAAUUAGGUUUUGGAGAAGAGAAUGUUCCAUCUCUAAUAACUGAAAAUGCUUUGUCUUUUAGCUGUUAUACUGAUACUGCUUAAUUUUGUACUGCUAGUAACCUUGAAAAAUGGUUUCAGACCACUAAACUUUAAAAUUCUUAGAAGCUUCCAAAUAUGAAGUAACUGUUUACUUAACGGGGUAAAAAAUGAAAGCCUGUUUUCCACAUCAUUUUCAUUUGAUGGUUGAAGUAUGGAUGCAGAUCUGUUCAUUACUUGUUUGAUUUCAUAAGGGAUGUCACUGGUUACUCCAAAUGUGAAGGAAUUUAAUUUUGGGUCCUCAUAUUCAAGUAAUAUGAGUAUAAUAUCUCAGAAUAAUUUAUUUUAGCUGUGAUGGAUUUUCCUAGUAGGAUACUUCUGAAGACUUCCUGGUAGCUUCUGCAUCUGCAAGCAGUGUUUGUGCAAGAGUGAGAUCAGCAAUGAUGCAGUUAUUCCAAAGAAGCUGUCCAUUUUUUUUACCUUUCAACGCACUAGUGUAUUAAACUGUACUGUUAUAUUGGUGUAUUAAACACAAUGUAUUUUGUCACUGGACAAGUGAUUUUUUUCCCUAAUCUUAGUUACAAUGUUAAAGGAUUAAAGUGCGAUGAACAAAGUAUGUGAUUUAAUGGUGAUAUAAUGUUAUUCAUCUUCAUAUGUCUGUAAUUCUUCACCCUUCAGCAGAUUGUAAUAUGUUUGGCAAUAACAAGCUGUCAAGUUUUUCACUGAGAGGUGGAUUUAUGUUGUUGAUUAUAACACUAAUCAUUCCAAAUGGACAAAUAAAACACUUAAGCCCCCUUA
Molecule: messenger RNA, 4590 nt
Organism: Chiroxiphia lanceolata (lance-tailed manakin)
Lineage: Eukaryota; Metazoa; Chordata; Aves; Passeriformes; Pipridae
Gene: GALC
Product: galactosylceramidase
Biological process (GO): galactosylceramide catabolic process
Cellular component (GO): lysosome
Molecular function (GO): galactosylceramidase activity
Source: RefSeq, a predicted model, not a curated record